This is a messenger RNA of Brachypodium distachyon (stiff brome), 1366 nucleotides long. RefSeq lists its product as uncharacterized. The transcript is spliced from 2 exons. NCBI's taxonomy places the organism in Eukaryota, Viridiplantae, Streptophyta, Magnoliopsida, Poales, Poaceae. Bases 231 to 923 code for a protein of 230 amino acids. The record is from RefSeq and is a predicted model, not a curated record. Gene Ontology annotation, molecular function: protein binding.
CACCGCCCGAAUCCAAACGCACAACGCCACAGACACCGGCCCCCCCUUUACUACUCUCUCUCCGGCCGAACUCAGGUAGAUUGAUAGUCGGAAGGAUCGAUCGGGAACGCCCCGACCCGGCCGAACGACCGACUGCCAAGUACACCACGCCAUUCGAGCCAGCCUGCGUGUGCAAGUGCAAGUGCAACGGCUAGCUAGCUAGCAGCAGGGGACAGAGGUAGAGACUAGAGAUGGUGUCGUUGCAGUCGGCGCUCCUGCCGGAGGCCAAGCGGCCGCCGUGCCUCUCCUUCGUCGACACCAGCGUCGUCGCCUCCACCGCCACCAGCAAGAAGCGCAAGCAGCGGGACGGCGAGGGCGAUAUUGAAGAUGAGGAGGAGGAGUGCGGCAUCGAGCUCAAUUUCGACGCCGCGCCGCUCCCCCUCGAGUGGCAACGCUGCCUCGACAUCAAGUCGGGGCAGAUCCACUACUACAACACCAGGACGCACAAGAGGACGUCCAAGGACCCGAGACGGCAGAGCGCCCCCGCCGCCCCCGCGCCCGCGGCGCUGGAAGAGGACGAGGCCGCGAAUUACUGCGGGCCGCCUGGGCUGGACCUGGACCUCAACCUGGCCUUCGAGCCGCGGCGCCGGACAACGCAGCCCGUCGUGGCCCGCGAGAAGAAGGCGGCCAUCGUCGCCAAGCCGGCCGCCGAGGCGAAGCCAUCAGCGGCCGACGAGGCGCCCGGCAUGGAGAUGGUCGCGGCCGUGUGCAUGCGGUGCCACAUGCUGGUGAUGAUGUCCCGCGCGUGCCCGGCCUGCCCCAACUGCAAGUUCCUGCACCCGAUGAUGACUACAAGCGGCCGCGGCGGGUCGUCGUCUCCGACGCCGGGGCCGGAACCGGCGCCUCUCAAGCUCGGGCUCCAGCUGCUCUGCUGCAGGGACUAGAGUUCGAACCAUCGAUCGAACCGAAUCAAGCAUGCAUGCAUUCGAAUAUAAUAUUCGAUCGAACAAUCGAACAGCUUGCUGUGUGUGUGUGCACGAGUGUUGUUAUAGCAGCUGCGCGCGCGCACGUACAUGCGCAAGAAAACCCAAUAAUCAAUGAUAAUUAAGCAUCGUUGUUCACAUGUACGGAGUACGUGCUUGUUAUUAGGCUCGUCUAGGCAUUAAACAAGAGUUGGACGGGGGUCAGGUCGGGAGUAUGAUCAUGGAGCUAGCUAUUGAUCGAUCGACAUACGACGAUCGAUCUGUCGUCGGUCGGCGAAGAGUGUAUGACGUAGAUAUAAUUAAGUGCAUAUAUAAAUGUAGCCUGCGACUUCUGGUAUGUGUCACUUGUCCGUGCAUGCAUGUAUUUGUAUGCGAAAUUGCGAUCGAGUGGCCUACUCCUGCCA